AUGGCAAAAGUCAAUUCUUCCUUCUGGGUAACAAAAAAUAACACACCUGAUUUACUCUGUGGAAGACCAGCUGACUACUUUGUGAUAAAGGAACAUUUUGCCAUGCUUGUAUGUGGCACUAUUGUUUUGGGAGGAUUUUCGAAGAUGUUUUUAAAGAAUUCUGAAGUCAUGGUCUUGACAAUUCUUUCUGUGUCAGGAUUUGUGAUAGGACAACUGGCCUACCAUUUUGUUGAGGUUCACCAAAUUAUCUACCCUCUUCUAAGAACACCAAGUUUUUCACUUUAUUCUUAUUUUUUACCUUUGAUUAUAUUUAUGGCUGCUGUGGAUGUGGACUUUUAUAUACUUAAGAAUGUGUUUUGGCAGGUCUUGUUAACUGGAUUGAUUAGCUUCUCUGUAGCAUUUGUCCUGAUUGGAUAUGUGGUUCUGAAAUUUAAUGCAGCCCAGUGGGAUGUGCAAUCUUGCUUGCUCUUUAGCAUCACCCUUGGCAUUAUAGAUCCAGUUCACUCAGUGAAGUCACUGAAGACCAUUGGCAUUUCUAAAAUGUAUAUUGAUAUAAUUAGAGGCGAAUCAUUGAUCAUUUGUAGUGUCACAUCCAUUUUUUUUGGAAUUUUUCGGAGCAACUCAAUCCACAUUUCCAUGUUUAGGGAAUUACAUGUAGUCCUGGGACUCCUCUUGGACAUUUUUGGAAGCAUAAUAUGUGGAUAUUGCUGUGCAAGAGUCAUUCAGUUUAUAUUGACCAACCUUUUUAGCAAUACACUAACGAAUGUUGUUCUCUGUUUUUCAAUGGUGUACAUGACUUUCUACUUUGUGGAAUUUUUUGGAAUGUCAGGCACUGUUGCUCUGGUUACGGUAGGACUGAAUUUAGAUUCCUUAAGCUUUAAACCAAAGAUGGAGUUCAUAAUUACCAAAUUCUUAAUAAUGUUUUCAUCUGUAUAUGAACAUUUAAUAUACACCUUCUUUGGCAUUGUGAUUGGUUGUGGAGAAAUCAAGUAUUUUAGAUUUCACACUGCAGUUUUCAUUUUCAUCUUAUUUGCAACAGUGAAUUUUGUAAGGUGGCUUACUAUUUUUUUAGUGAGCCCUAUUUUGACCCAUGCAAGUUAUGAUUAUAAUUGGCGAUGGGGAAUUGUUAUUACGUGGUCUGGAAUUAGAGGUGUUUUUAACUUACUCUUGGCUCCUAAUAUUUACAAUCUGGCUGAACACAAAGAUGAGGCACCACAUAUGUUUUUAUUCUAUGUACAAGUAAUAUCAUUGUUGACUCUGGGAAUAAAUUCAUACAUGAUGACUGAGUCAGCUAGGACAUUAGGUUUGUGUGCUAUUUCCCUCCCAAGACAAAUGGCCAUGCAAAAUAUCAUUCAGCAUAUACAGGAGAUAAUCCAGAACACAAUAACAUUAUUUAAAACAGAAAAAAUUUUGACAAAUGUUAAUUGGACUAUAGUAGAAGAAAAAUCAAAGAUUCAAUACAUUCCUGUGAGUGCUCUGCUUUCCUAUGUCUCACAUGAUGAGAAAGAGUCGUCUCCAACUGAUGAAGUUUUAAUAGAAGAGGCCAGAUUACAUGUAGCUAUAAUACAAAUGAGUAGCUUUGAAAAACAGUGCAACAAUGGAAUCCUUGGAGUAGAGGCAGCCCGGAUAUUGAUUGGUGCAACCAAAAGCUAUUGCCCCAUCAAAGGAAAAUUCAUGAGUAUUUACGAUGUUUCAACUUAUGCAAGAGCUAGAAGUUGGCUUAUGAAGUUUAAAAACAUAUUAGUUAACUUGGAAUAUCAUAAAGAAAAAGUACCUUUUAUUCUAACUGGGACUAAUAAAUUUCUUAUUUGGGUAUAUCGCAUUAUAUUUUCAGAAGAAUAUGAAUAUACAAGACAUAUUAUCACCAUAAUAUAUAUUUAUCCUAUGAUCAUACAUGUAUGGCCAAUGGCAAGAGAGUUAAAUGUGUCAGCACUGAUACAUAUAAACUACUAUUUUGUAAGUUUAUAUGUAUUAGAAGCAGCAUUGAAGUUACUAAUUUUGAAAAGGAAAUAUUUUCAUCAACAUUGGAAUACUUUGGAAUUUUUAAUUGUGAUUGUUGGACUCAUUGAUAUCUUUUGCAUAUACUUUGUCAAAUUGAGACCAGACAACUUGUUUCUUAUCCAGUUUACAGUGGUGAUAGGAUAUUUAAGAAUAAUUAGAUUUCUUCCUGUCUUCAAGAUAGUAAUACCAUUACUGAUAAAUAUUGUAGAAGAUCAGGUAAAAAAGCGCCUGAGCUUGAUGUACAGCAUUACAAAAGGCUACGUCAAAAGUCAAGAAGAUGCCAAGCUUUUAAUAAAACAGAUUUCCACCCGUGAAUCAAUACAUCAGAAAUUAUAUGAAAUUUUAGAAACAAACAAACGAGAAGCUAUCAAAGAACUAGGACUUAUAGAGCAUGAGGGUCGUGAUGUUGUCAUUGCUUUGAAGACUAAACAGGCAAUCCAGAAUGUGAUUGCUAGGGCUCUGAGAAAUCUCAAUUUCCUUUGGUCUAGAGGCAUUAUUGAUAAGUAUGAAGGCAUUGAGAUGAAUAAGGUACUUCUUACAAAAAUAAAAGCACUGAAUAGCUUUCCAAUGGCAAUCCCACCCCCUACUCCUGACAAAUAUCUUCCUUGCAUCGUUUGGAUGGAAAAUAAAGAUAUUCUCAUUGACUUCUUCAGGGAAAGAACCAAACUUGCUCAUUUUGACUAUGGAGAUGUCAUUUGCAGAGAAGGUGAAAUGCCACAAGGAAUCUUCCUAAUUAUUUCAGGAAUGGCAAGUUUGCAUAGUUCAUCUCCUACCUUUGGGAUAGAGCACAAAGUGAGGACCGAAAGAAAAAAUCAAAUCUUUUAUACAGAGUACUGUACCAGUGGGGAAGUGCUUGGAGAGUUGAGUUGUCUGCUUAAGUGUGAAAUGAAAUUUACUGCCAUCUGUGAAACUACUUUACAGGCCUUCUUUAUUUCACUGGAGGAUUUAUAUGAAGGCUUUGAUAUCUUCUGGCCAACCCUGGAAUAUAAAAUAUGGCUCAAGUUGGCUCUUGGUAUUGCAAAUCAGUAUUUUGAAUCAAGUCUUGCUGAUGAGGACUUAAGCUUUCAGAAGUGCGUGAAGUCCAGUAACGUGUAUGUGGAGACCUUAUCAUGCUACAAUGAAAUGUCUAUUAGUGUGACCAUGAAAUUUGCCAUUAUUGUGUACGGCAAUGUAAUUAAUAGUAAGACGGAGGAAUACUAUUUUGCACCUUUCAUUAUACCUAAAACCUGUGAUCAGGUUCAGGGAAUUGCAGAUGUAAGCAAGCUGCUGAUAAUCCAAGCAUCUGAUCCUGCCAAAAGUGACACUAGCCCCCAUGUCACCGACAAGGGAAAGCUCUUCAUUGAUAGGAAAGAAGGGACUCCAAGCAAAUAUAGAACGCAUUUUAAUUCCAAGAGGGCAUUGUGUAGGUUUAUCAUCGGUCCCCUUCCUUGGGUUCACACUGGUUGCCACGUUGAUUCUGAGUGUGGCCGGACACCAGAAUCCACUCCCUUCUCUCCUCUGUGCCUCCUUCUCUGCCCUCAACAGGGGAGAGCAGCUUCUGUGUACAGCUGUGUUCCUGCCCUGGCAGGCUGGAGCCACACAGUGCAUUGGGGGCAGGGCAGGGCAGGGGAGAGGAUAGAAUCUCCCACCAUGAACCAGGUGUGGGGCACUGGCUUGCUCCCGGCCACAGAAUGGAAUAUAGAAGCUGACCCACACUCAUUGAGUGUUCCCAAUCAUGUCCACAGUCACAAGUCAAAUGACUUGCUUAGGUGCACUUGA
Castor canadensis (American beaver) is the source of this 3759-nucleotide messenger RNA. Lineage: Eukaryota; Metazoa; Chordata; Mammalia; Rodentia; Castoridae. The record is from RefSeq and is a predicted model, not a curated record.